This is a messenger RNA of Ceratina calcarata, 9843 nucleotides long. RefSeq names its product protein partner of snf (gene pps). The record is from RefSeq and is a predicted model, not a curated record. Gene Ontology annotation, molecular function: protein binding. Gene Ontology annotation, biological process: DNA-templated transcription. The transcript is spliced from 10 exons. NCBI's taxonomy places the organism in Eukaryota, Metazoa, Arthropoda, Insecta, Hymenoptera, Apidae. The coding region runs from base 831 to 8333 and encodes 2500 amino acids. Gene Ontology annotation, cellular component: nucleus.
UGCGCAACAAGAAGCGCGCAGCGUCUCAGUGUGUGCAGACAAGUCGAAGUGCAUUCGUAACAUCAUGUAUCGUUGAAAAGAAGUUGAAUAUUCUCCCGGUAGUUAUCUUACUUUUAUGAAAGUCCAGUGGAUCGAGUCUCGUACGAAUAAUCCACCUUUCAUACAAGUUAAUAACAGUGAAACAACAUCAGAUGACCGAAGACUUUUGGAAACGUUACUUGGCUGACUCAAACAAAAUGGCGACUAUUCUCUUCUUGGCGGUACUGUUUACCUGGCCGUGAACAUUAUGCUUCUUAUAAAGUGUGAUAUAUUAAACGUGUUACGCGUAUCUCGCUUCUUUACCACCGACGAACGUCGGUUUAAGUAGAUAUCAUUAGAAAGAUUAGCGUGCUGUUUAUCAUCUUUAAAGCCUGUAAGAGUGUACCCAUAAAAUAGGUAGUAACGUGACAAACGCGAACGAUAUACAUAUACUGUGUAUCGCUGUUUUUUGCCAUACACCAGUUUCCCUUUAGUUUUCGAUAAUUUCCCAUCGUCUCGACGGCAAAUGUUGAAAACUGACCACGGUUUUAAUGUCCUGGCCGGUUCAUAAAAAGGGAAACCCGUCUUCCAUGUAACCAGGAACGUGGCUGAUAACUCGGAUGAUUCUUGUUUAUUUGUACUGGUGCUCUCGAUGCUCGUACAAACUCCGCGUCUCCCUUUCAAGGGUAUUCAUGAUCUUCCUUUCUUUCGGACACGAUUAAUUCGCAAGACGGAUAAAACCUACGUAUCAUUUUUGAUACGGCAGCACCAUUAAAAUCGAAUAACGCGACGUGUAUAUUAGGUUAGGGAAAAUGUCUAGCUCGUACAUUGUCGAACCACAAGAGAGUGGAAUGGAAAAGAAAGAUGAUACAUUGAUCAUUAUUGUCAAUGAUGAUGGUUCAUUAUCUGUUGAUCAAGAAACUUUGCAAAGUUUGAUUAUGAAUCAGUCCAAUGCAAAUGUCAGCGUUGUUAGAGUUGGACAGGCAGAUACAGAUAUUGAAAAUGGAGAUAUUACAUUAACUGUAGAUCCUCCUGCUUUUCCACCUGCCACAGUGAAUUCUGGAGGCACUGAUGCAACCAGUUUAGUUGAUCCUUUCAUGGAAAUGGACCCAGAACAAUUGGAACGAUUGGAAACUGCUCUGCAAAGUGAAGAGGCUAAGCAAAUUCUUGGAGAAAAUGUUACAGCUAUGCUUGAUAUGUUAACAGUAGAGGAACAACAGAAUUCUAUCAGAUACAGCGUUAAAUUGGACCAUUGUUACACGAGCAGAUUGUCACCUUCUGAUCCUAAACCAAAAGAUCCUUUGCCUGUAAUCGAUUCACCAACCUCUGACGAUGGUUUACAUUAUGCACCUCGAUAUUCGCCUGCUCCUGGGACAUCUAAAACAGCAUCCCCUACUGACACUGAGAAUAUGUUUUUGGCAAAGAUGCAACCAAAACCAAUCAUUAAAACUAGCAAACCAGUGGGUCGACCGCGAAAGAAUAUUCCUCCGACGCCUAUUUCCGUUUGUAACAAUUCAAGAUCGUCCGUGAAUAUAACAAACACGCCUAAAGCUGUUGGACAUCCAGUCUCCAGGAAUUUGACAGAUGUGAUGCAACAUGGUAUUGGAAAACAUCCAGGAAGAUCUAACGAGGAAGAUGAAGAAGAGUUAACAACAUCCACUGAAUCGUCGGAGUCGGAGCCGUCCGACAACGAUUCAGAUUUUGGUCCGCGAGGCCCUAGAAGAGGCGGUAUACGAGCAAGAGGUGGUAGGAAAGGUCUUACCACAAGAGGAGGAAGCAUGGCAGCCACUCGUAGGAGAGGUUCCAACAAAUAUAUGGAUAUGGAACAAGUCCGUCGAUUGGAUAUGGAAAUGGCUGCUGCUGUGAAUGCCAUGAAGACUCCAGAAAAAGAAGACAAGUCAGGAGGAUUUACUGUCAUCAGAGGUAGGAGACAGUUUAAGACUCCUGUUGGGCGGAAGAAAGAAGAACGGAUCGAAUCACCAUCGACGAACGAAGACGUGUCUCCUAAUUUUGAAAAACCGUUACAAACUACGAAUCAGGUUAAAGCCAACCUAAUUAAUGCUAAUAUGAUCAAGGGUGAUAUGAUCCUUACGAAACCUGGACAGGGAAGAAAUAUUAAUCAAAAGGUUACUUUUGUGCAAAAGCAAGUACUUGUGAAACCAAACGAUCUCAAAGGUGUCGACGUAAAGAAGCCGUUGAUUAUACCUAAAGGGAAAUUUUUGGGUCAACCCGGAACCAAAUUCUUCGCAACCAAGGAUGGUAAAUUGGUUCAGAUACCUGUCACCACGAAAACCGUUACGACAAACGUCACACCGAUAAAAAGCCCAGUACCACAAGUAUGUCCAACACAAACAUCUGCUGUUGUGCAGAAUGAAACAGUAAACGUACAACCACAACAACCAGCGAAAGUGACGUCGCCUACCGUUGUAUCCAAGAUACAAACAUACGAUUUGAAGAAAGAAAAAACAAAGAACGAAAAUAUAGAAACUGUUAUUACGAAAACAAAAGUCGAACCUGUCAAAACACCAGAGAAUAAAGUUGUCGAUCCCUCGAAAAAGCAUCCCAAGAAGGAUAAUCGUAAAUCUCCAGCGUACAUGGUAGAUUCACUGGGCCCUGCUCUUUUCUCAACUCCAGAUAUUAUUCGACGCGUUGGCUCAAAUGGUGAUUCGAAGGGUCAAGAAAAUGUGGUGACGUCAUUAAUUUCUACAACACCGCCUACAGUCGCCGCUUCCACCGUGAGUACGACUCCCGUUAUGCAGGUAAUGCCGUCGACAUCUUCUGGAACACCUAGUCGCCCUGCGGUCAUAUCCACGCCUACGCCUUCUGAACAAAUUACAGAAGGACUACCUGAAACUCCUGUCACGGACAAGCAAGAAAAGAACGAACAACCAGUACGGAACAACGAAGUAGAAUCUAAUCCAGGCGUUAAACCUAAUGUAUCGGAAGAUUUAACGCCUGCUUUAGAUUCGGCAGGCAUAGAAGGAGAAGAACAUUUAUUAGCUACGUUGGAAAUGGAGGCUAGUAAACACGAAGAAGAAUUACUGGCUGAAGCAUUAUUAUUACAAGAGGAACUCGGUGUUGACUUGGUUGAAAAUCCUACGCUUGUUGAACAAGGAGGAGCGACUGUAACGACAUCAGAAGCAUUAGCUUCAUCAAGUACUAUGAUCAUUCCUUCUUUGAUCACAUCUGAGCAAGAAGUUACUAAAGAACUGGAUGCUUCUGCAGCAAUAAUUGCAACAGCUAUGUCGACAAGUACAACAACGGUUGCGGUGACAACGGUUGCGGCGACAACGGUUACAGCGACACCGGUUGCGGCGACAUCGGUUGCUGCGACACCGGUUACGGUAAUACAGGUUGAGACAAUACCAAGUGCGGCGAUAUCAGUUGUGACGACAUCGGUUGCGCCGACAUCGGUUGCAGUGACAUCGGUUGCGGCGACACCGAUUGCGGCGACACCGAUUGCGGCGACACCGAUUGCGGCGACAACGGUUGCGGCGACAACAGUUGUAGCGACAACAGUUGCAGCGACAGCUUCGAUCGCAACGACACUUCAAUCCGCUAAAGAAACACCUAAAAAAUCUGCGAAAGAUGACAAAGAACCCAUUCAAAUUAUUCGCGGUGGUCGUGUGAUCACGUUACCUCCUAUCGAAGCGCCGGCUACUAGGAGCAAGCGUUUACAAGUAAAAACUGAGCCUGUGAAACGAACGGAGAAACCAGGUUACAACAUACAAACCGUUAAUCAGAAACCGUUGCAAUCUGUGAAACAUGAAACUUUCACGAAUACGAUUCAAAAUGAGAGAAAUGAAACUAAAAUUCGAAUUAGAGAAGGUGUGAAUGAGGAGGUUGGAGAAGAUGAAACGGAAGAGAAGAAUAAAAAACAAAUUGAGAAUGAAGACGAUGACGAUGAAGAAGAGGAGGAGGAGAAUUCGGAUUCGGAAGACGAUCCUGAUAGGCUGUGGUGUAUAUGCAAACGACCGCACAAUAAUCGUUUCAUGAUUUGUUGCGAUGUAUGCGAAGAUUGGUUCCACGGCAAAUGCGUGCACGUUAGCAAAGCAAUGGGGCAACAAAUGGAGGAGAAGGGAAUAGAAUGGGUUUGUCCGAAUUGCACAAAGAAGAAAGAGGAAGAGGCGAAAGCUAAAUUGAACGUGACACAGACUACGCCUGGGAAUCAAGGAAUUCAAUCUGACAGCGACCAUUCAAAAAAUCUUGAUUCAGUUCAGACUUCAUUUGGCGACGAAACAGCAACAUCUCUGAUUCAGUCUGAUAAUGGCUCUGCUCAAUAUUCAACCGGUAUGCAAUGCGUCGUAUGUAAAAAGGAAGCGAGAAACUCGAGCAUUUAUUGUUCCGAUGCGUGUAUACUCGCGCAUGCUCAAGAAACAUUGACCAAAGAUAAACCAAUGCCUGGAUCAACAGCCAGCCCGAAAGGAGCGAAAUCAUCACCGUCCGAUCCUAUCUCAAAGCCGAAACCCGAUGCUAGGGUUAUUGUUUUCGAGCGUAGAACGGGAAGAGUGUUGACUGGUACUGACGCGCCGACAAGAUCAAAUUUACGUACGUGGUUAAAGGAACAUCCUACGUUCGAAGUCGUUGGAACAAGUAACGUUAGUUCGUUGCAAUUAGGGAAGAUUCUGCCAGUUCAAGCACAAACACCUAGUAAAGCAGGAAAGUCUCCGUCACCCGUCAAAGGGCAGAAUCUUCCAAAACUGACCUACACAAAAGUACCGGCUUCUAAGCAAAUGAUUUUAACGGCGGGAAAUAAAAAGUUUACGGUAAUUUCUACUGGACAGCAGCAACAACCGUCAAGCACGAAAACGGUGCAGAUGAAGCAAACAAUAUUGGCCCAGUCAAAUAAGAGUCCUUUAAUAUUCAAAACAGCAACAGCGAAAGUGGUUACUCCACAGGCGAAGCAACAGGUUAGUGUAGCUUCACCGAAAGUGACACCGCCGAUGAAGAAACAAGAAUUAAAACAGGUAACCGUGCAAUCAAAACAGCAACAACAACCACAGGUGAAACCGACUCUGCCGAAGAAACCCGAACCCGAGCCGAUAAGAUUGAACAUACGGAAAACUUUGACAGAACUAUUAUCCAGCCGUAUAAAGGAAACCGAUGAUCUGAAGCUUACUGACGAAGAAAUAGCCGAACUAGCUUUCAACAUAGAGUUGGAAAUGUACAAAUAUUUUAAGGACACCGGUGCGAAAUACAAAGCCAAGUACAGAAGUCUCGUAUUCAACAUAAAAGACACAAAGAACUUAACAUUGUUUAGGAAAAUUGCCGAUAGAUCAUUGACGCCAGACGCGGUCGUAAGACUGAGUCCUGACGAAAUGGCGAGCCAGGAAUUGGCCGAAUGGCGAGAGAAAGAAACAAAGCAUCAAUUGGAAAUGAUCAAAAAGAACGAGUUGGAUUUAAUGGCCCAAGCCAAGUCUAUUGUUGUUAAGACGCACAAAGGCGAGCAAAUAAUCGAAAACGACGGUGGCAUUGAUCACGUAGAUCCAAAAACGCCGGUACAAGAUAUCGUGACGGCAUUGAAUAGUGCUGAGAGUAUAUCGUCGACUGUAGACGACGAGAAGGAUCCUAAUAAGAUGAACGAUGAGGAUAGAUUGAAAUUAAAAGAAGACACGAAAAAAUCCAAAGGUUCAGAUGAUGAGAGAAAAAAAGACAAAGAAAGGGAUAGGGGUAGAGAAAAGGAUAGGGGCAGAGAAAAGGACAGAGGGAAAAUGAAAGAUGGGAGUCGGUCAAAAACGAAUGAUGGGCGGGAUAAAAGUACCAGUAGAAAUAAACACAAACGUGGCAGAGAUGAUAGAGAGCAUAGUAAAACUAGAGAAAAGAGCAGAGAAAGGAAAUCUCGUGAUAAAGAAAGCAAACGUGAAAGAGAAAAAGAUCGUGAUAGGGAUCGGGACAGAGGUCCAGAUCGAUCCAGGACCAGAGAUCGGGAUAAAUCCAAGACUCACGAAAGUAGAAGCAGAGAAAAGAAACAGAAAGAUAGAGACAGAGAAAGGGAAAAAGAUCGGCAUAGAAACGAGAAUAGUGUAAGAAAUCGUAGCGAAUCGAAGGAUAGUGAAAAGAAAGAAGAGGAUAGGAAGAGGGAUAUUGAAAAGAAAGAUGAAAAUUCAAUGGUGGCAGAAAAAUCGACGGACAAGUCUAUCGAUGAUCGUCUAUGGCGACAUGUCGAAGACGAGGCAACGACUAAUACCAUCGACGGUAAUGAUUCUGACGUGUCAGACAGAGAACCAUCUUCCACGGUUACAAUCAAGACACCGGACAUUAACGAAGAUACCGAAAGAGAAAGAGACCCAGAACCGGUGACUGUCGAUGGUGAAGCCUCGAAGGGAGGAUGGCAAACUGUUUGGAGGGGUUUCGUCAACAUGGUCGAUGUUGCCAAAUUUUUCAUCACCGCGCAAGAAGUCAGCGGCCAGGCGAAAGAUCUAAUGGACGAUCUGCCGGAUACGGUUGACGUCGUAGGUAGAAUAAGUCACGAAACGGUAUGGGACUAUAUUUCAAAGAUGAAGAAAACUGGUUCGAAGGAGAUUUUGGUGAUCCGACUUACUGCGGCGAAUGACGAAGAGAAAAUUCCGUACAUAACUUUGUACAGUUAUCUUAAUAGUAGAAGCCGACUCGGAGUAGUCGGAAACGUCUCGAAGAACAUAAAAGAUUUUUAUAUCAUGCCGUUUUCGAAUCAGAGCACGCUACCUCAAGUUCUCCUGCCUCUGAAUGGUCCUGGCUUCGAAGAGCACAGGCCGCAUCUUCUUCUAGGGAUCAUCGUUCGUAACAAGAGGAAACGGCUUGCCGGUAUACCACCCCCUUCUACCGUAUCAUUAAAAUUAUCGAAAAAGGAUGAUCGAAGUUAUACGCCGCCUCUGGUGUCUGUCUCGAAAUCGAACACGAUACUUGGUACAAUUGCAGCUACAUCAAUAACUACGCCAACGAUUGCCUCUUCUUCUUCUUCAGGAACCGCAACGAGUACAUAUCACAAAGCAGGAAGUAGCGGUACCAUCGAAUUGUCUAAAGAGAAGCAACAUCCAGUUACGCAAACGACUCUCGAUAGUUUGAACAGGGCGCAUAUAGGAAUGUCCAGGAACUCGCUCCUCGAUACUGCAGCUAUAUGCAAGAUAGUUCCUGAAUUGUCUUCAAAGAUCGAUCUUACUUCUUCGCCCGGUAAACCAGCUGAGGACGACGGCGAUGAACCUUACAGCCCUGGUGAGAUGGACGAGGAGAACGCACUGGCAACGACGAUACCAUCGAUAUCCGGCUCAAUCGACGGUACUGCGCUCGAUAAUAGUAUCAUUUCUUCCAGUAAAAAUUCUACCGAACUUCAACGGAAGAUGGAUGAAUUAAAUAGGCAAAUCGAAGAACAAAAACAACAGAUACAGAGUAUUAGUUCGUCGUUCCUCGGCGAAUCAACAACUACUUUGCCGGGCUUAGGGCUGGAUCCACCAGAUGACGAUAAUUGCGAAGAGGCUUAUAGUCCUUCGGAUACGAGGUCGUUUACACCGCCGCCACCCGGUAUUUCAAAGUUCACUCAACCGAUUCUCGAAAAGGUAUCGAACAUAACGAUACCGCCGAAUUUGCAAGAAAUUUUAGCCAACGUAAAACGACAAGAAAGUUCAAAAGUAGAUCCGUACCUACCAUCCAGGCCUAGCGCCACAUUCUUACCCACUGUCUACUCCUCUUCAUCCACCGCGAAACAUUUGGUAGGCGGUUUUAAUAAACCUGCCACUCCCGAGAGAGCUCCGAUGGAAACAUCUACUCAUCGAGAAUCCACUCAAAAGGAGAAAGAAAGUAAAAGCACUUUAAGUUCAUUGAGCGACUUGGAUCUAAUAAGAAAAGCGGAAGAGGAAUUGGCGGCGGUCGCAGCCGCUUCCGCUGCAGCAGCAACUACUGAAAAACCUGCAUCGACGAGUUUAACCGGGGCAACAGCUCUUCCGACAAUCAUAGGGACUCCUCCGCCGUCAUUAAUCCAAACGGUACCUGGAAAUCUUUCAGGCUUACCUUCUGUGACGGAUGUUUCCUGCCACGAGACGACUUCCUAUAAAAAUCCCUUCCCGGAACCGUUCAAACGCAACAUCGCACCUGAACAGCCGAAACCACCAGGUCUCGAAGACGAGGACUUCCCACCAUUCCCAUGUACACCGCCGAAUAUUGAAAAUAACGUGUCGAAAACGAUCGCUUCUCAAAGUUCGAAAUUCGCUCCAAAGAGUGGUAUAGUGUUAAGCGUGAAACGAAAGGUUAACGACGAGGGUGUUGCACCUACUACUCCACCAAACAAAAAUCCGAGACUGAAGUCAAGAUGGGGUUUGGGUCCUUCGGAAUCGGACAACUAGUUGUGCUCGAACAAUGAAAUGAUGAAACAUUGAAUAGCUGUUUUGGUUUAAAGAAAACAAAAACGUGAUCGUCCGUUUUAUAUUAAAAUCUUUAGCGAUGUCACUACACUGGGAGAGAAGACAGAACAAAGAAAUUACCCAUUUCCGCGCGUUAUAUUUUCAUACCAAGUCAAAAGUCUUUUGGUAGUUUUAGUUCAUCGUUAUUUGAUACAUAAAGAACGGUCCGUUUCUCGUCGACGUUUCAUCCUAAAAACACUGUGUAUGUAUGAAUAUAUGUAUGUAUAUUGUGCGCGAGUUGAGUACAUGUGUAGUAUCACAAGAGAAAAAGGGCCAAAAUUGCAAGAUGUCGAUGGAAAAUUAUUGUCGGAAAUUGGGGAAUGUCAAAUGUAGUUGUAAAUACAAAGACAACGCGAAUGUUCUUCGAACCGUACGCUACGUGUACAUAGUCUUACUGAAAAAAAGUAUGCUGUAAUAUAUUGUUUAAAUCUGCUCGGCAGGGGAUUAUGUAAUGUGGCGCACACGUGUUACAUGCGUACGCGCUGUCAGUGUAUAUAUUAUAAGUUUAGCUAUAAGGAUCUAUGCGCGCGAACGACCAAUAACUUUAUUUCUCCAGCACAUAUGUGUGCGGUAGUAUGCCGUGCACCUUUCUGAUAUAGCUUCGUGAAUACAACACAAUACAUUUACAAAAAAUAGGUUUGUAACGAUUCUUUCGAGAAAUUAAACGUUCAUGCAACGGUGUAAUCUUUCGAGAUUCUUUGACAGAUCGUACCUUUAAACUGUCCAAGUCUAAGGUAUCGAGUUCUGCACACGUAACGCUUUUUUUCUUUUGAUGCCGCGAGAGUGUCGCGAGAAAACUAAUGGAAAAAAUGAAGAAAAUGGAUCUCACCUCACCCUGCCUUUUUUCUGUUUUGUAUAUACAAUACGAACUACGACACUGCUACGACCACCAUCAUUGUUGCGCCAUCCCUAGUCUCUGUUGAAUUUCAGUUUUUCUAUCGUCAUGGCUACUUUAUCGAAACAACACUCGUUAGAAUGAAAACCUACCUGACGAUCAUAUAUAAGUAACAACUCAUUUUAUUUUAUGACACGUUGUUGAAACAUAAGUUUGCUUUGAUCGAUACGCACUUAAACACGGAACAAUGAUGUAUAUAUAUCAAAAAGAAGAAACAUUUUAAUCAAAGUAUAACCUCGAGAAAUGUUCAAUGUUUUUUCAACGAAUCUUAAUUAAGUACUGCACAAAAUAAGGUAACGCUGUUUUCGUAGACAAGCUAUAUGUCCUACAAAUCUUUAAUUAUAUAUUCGUUUAAUAUGUAAUUUUAAGUUUUAUAUACAUUUACCAGUAGUAUGACAUAAUAAUGAUUAUUGUACACUGACAUUAUUGUCACCAUCGUUAAUGUUACUAUUAUUGCUACAAUCAAUUAGCUUAGCAUAGAAUUAAUUAAAAAAAAUCCUUCCGUUUUUUAAUCCUGUUUAAUCUGUACAAAAUAUACAAACCUUAUGCAGUUGUGUA